UGGUGGUGGCGGCGCUCAUGAGGGUGAGCGAGGGCGAGUCUGAUAGACCAAGGGGGCGGAGAAGAAAGAAAGAAGGUUGAAAACAGGAGCUCAACGACUUCUUUUUUGAAUGAAUGAAUGAAGCAGGCAGAGAAGUUGUUUUUCGGGUUUGUGGCUGUGAUGGUACUGUUGGGUUCUUUGCGUUCUCUCUCUCUUUCUCUCCUCACUUUCACAUUUCCUUUAUUUCUCUCUCUCUCUCUCUCUUACAUGCAAACUUUCUUUGUCCUGUUUAUCUGUUUGCCUCUAUAUUUUCUCUCCGUUUUGCUCUCUCAACUGCCUUCAAAUGCUGCCGACACACAACUGUGUUGCAUAUUCACCUUCCAGGAGGGCCAGAGAUGUAACUAGCAUGGCACAGCUGUAGAACUGCCCUCUUUGGCUCCCGUGUGCCAACAUGGGGCUCAGUUGCUGCAAGUUGCAGGAGCACAGAUCUGUUCGUGCUAAGGGCAGCACAGGAGAGAAGGACAGAUCGGCUCUCAGCCAUGAGGCAUUCCUGCUCAUGGCAAACUCUCAGAAUGACAUGGAUGAUUGGGUCAAAGCCAUCAGACGUGUCAUUUGGGCUCCCUUCGGAGGAGGUAUCUUCGGCCAGCACCUGGAGGAUACAGUACAAUUUGAGAGGAAGUUUGGACCCCGGCUGGCCCCGCUGCUGGUGGAGCAGUGUGUGGACUUCAUAAGAGAACAGGGACUGAAGGAGGAGGGUCUGUUUAGGAUGCCGGGACAAGCCAAUCUUGUCAAGGAACUCCAGGAUGCAUUUGACUGUGGGGAUAAACCUCUGUUUGACAGUAACACCGAUGUCCAUACGGUGGCGUCCCUCUUGAAGCUCUACCUCAGGGAGCUGCCCGAGCCAGUGAUCCCUUUUAAUAAAUACGAGGACUUUCUAACCUGCGCACAACUUCUAAUUAAAGAUGAAGAAGUGGGACUCAAUGAGCUUGUGAAGCAGGUGAACACACUUCCUCAGGCUAAUUAUAAUUUAUUAAAGUACAUUUGCAAGUUUUUAGAUGAGGUGCAGUCCCACUCAGCUGAGAACAAGAUGAGUGUUCAGAAUCUUGCAACAGUUUUUGGACCAAAUAUCCUUCGACCCAAGGUGGAGGAUCCCGUAUCAAUGAUGGAAGGAACUUCUCAGGUCCAGCAACUGAUGACAGUGUUAAUCAGCGAACAUGAGCGGCUGUACGCGGGGACGGUGGGAGACGUGUCCUCAGAGCAGACAGGAAGUUGUCCGCGGGGCCAGCGCAACAUGGCACAGUGGAUCUCUGAGGACGAGAUCCUCAGCCGCUCACCCUCAAGCCAGACAUCCAAAACGGCCGAGAGCGUGUGUGGCAGUGCCACAUCUUUGGAUGUUACUGUUGGUGCCCUCAACACUGCCAAGAUGACACCUCAGGGAAAAUCUGGAUUGACAGUCAGCCCCAGUAAGCAGGCAAAGUCCCUCCCCUCCUGGAAAUACUCCUUCAAGGGUGGAGGCACACGCGCCCAGACGGCGAAAAUGGGGGGCUCGUCGGUGGACGUAUCCAGCCUGCCCAAUGCUGGUAACUGGUUGAUGAACGGGCUUUCCUCUCUGCGGAGCCACCGGAGAACGUCUUCAGGAGAACGUAUGGGGAAGGAAUCGACCCUCUCACACCGACUGUCCACCUACGACAAUGUGACCUCUUCCAGUCUCAGUGUACCCAGUGUGGCCAGCACGCCCUGGUCCACAUCCUCCUGUGAGAUUUUAGUGGCCGACUCGGUGAGCAGUGACCCCUCAGGCCUGAGCUCUGUGAAGGCCGAGUGGUCGGUUGGAGGGUCUGUCCAAGGACAGGGUGAACAGAGGAGUUCAGAGGUCACAGAUAGCAGUGAAGCGUUGGAGAUGUGUGUGAGCAGUGCGGGCUGCAGCGAGAACGGAAACGCAGAAGGUACGGUGAACGUCACAGGAGAGACUGACAACAGAAUGAUAGCACUUAAAAGUGUGACCACAGAGCUGAAGGAUGAGCUGAAGAAACAGAAGAUCAGCUAUGAAUUACGAAUACGAAAGCUAGAGGAGUCGAGUGCAGCUCUGCGUAACCACAUGGAGAGACUGGAGGAGGAGUUGGACCAAGAGAAGAUAAAGAAUCGCAUGUUGGAAAUUAAACUCCGCAACUCUGAGCGGGCUCGCGUAGACGCGGAGAACCGAAACCGCUUGCUUCAGAACGAGAUGGAGGAGUUCUUCUCCACUUUAGGAGAUCUUACCUUGGGAACAAGGACGAGCAAAAACUGACUGCUUGAACAUAGAGAAUCUGUGUUUGUUGUAGAUAGAAUUUUGAAAUCUCUCUGCUCGUGCAUCACGAGUAUUCAGAGGUCAUUUUGUGCCGUUUUGUUACGGCGACUCGAUCAGCUGUUAUCGUGUGUAGCAGUUUCACUUUUCCCUCUGCCGUCUUCGGUCUACAUUAUAACGAAAUAUUUCAUCUGAACAUUCUGUUACUACACAAUAUUCACCGUAAAUCUGCUCUUAUCAGGAGGGUGAGUAAAUGAGAGAAUUGUCAUUUUUGUGUGAACUUUUCCUUUAAUGUGCGGUUCAUGUACUUGCCGUUUUUACAAUAAUAAUCGAACAUUCACAGAUAAAACCAAAGCAUGAUUUUUCUGACCUGUCUGUUUUUGCCUUUCACAAUGACAGGUCAUUCCAAUAGCACUGAAUAUCCUGUUAAUGCAUGGUAUAAGAAAUCCUGCUGAACUGUCUCUUGAUAACACUCUCACACAAUCUCUUUUUAUUUAAUAGGCUACAUCUAUACCAUGUAAUAGUCACCAUACAGUCUGCAUCCUAUCACACUGUGCCUGACACUACAGACAUAACUGCAAGUCAUUGGCUCAUUUAUUAAUCUUUACAGAGCAAAUCCCUUUAUUGUAGGUAAAAAGUGCACUAUAGAAUAAAAUCUUUUUGAAUGAAAGGUGACAUCCAAACUGUACAACUCCAUUGUAUGAUGGCAAAACCUCUGAAAGUCUUUUAAAUCAACUUUCUCAAAUGGAAAAAGAAAAGAUUUCAGCUGCAAGAUCGCCAAGUCUUAUUUAUUGAAGCUUAUUAAAAUAAACCUAGAACUAUUUCUCAGGUGGUGUUUUCUAAACACUCAACAAAUGAGUGUCUUAUGUUGUAGAUGAUGAAACCAAGGCUGACGUAUACUUGAAUGUUACUAGUUUUAGUAGUUUUUUUAAGAAUGCAUAUGAUAAUUUUUUCCUGUUGAAUGAUUCCUGUAUGCAGAAAGUGCCAAAGUAGAGAUCUUCAGAAAGUGGGUAUUGACAUCUCAAAUGAAGACUGACUAGCAGUAAUGUAAUAAAAUUCAUGAUUGCUAUCGAAACUGUGCAAUGUUCUGUUUAUGAUGAAAAUAAUGAUCUUUAAAAAUCAUGAUAUUGGUUAACCCUAACAAUUGAAUUAUAGGAAUAUGUUGAAAAAAAGCAGCAAAAUUUCCACUGACAAACAAAUUAUGACACAAUAGCCAAACCCAUUUCCAACUGUUUAUUUCUAUUUUUCCAGUUGUUAUGAUGUUAUGAUGUUAACAGUUGAAUUCCAGUCAAAUCUAAUGAGAUGGUCAUCGACUAAACCUAAUAUAAAAACAACUGCGUCAGUUUGUGAAGGCUAAUAAACCCCCCCCCCAGCACCAUGAUCUUAUAACUCAUGUACAGUGAUUUGGACUCAAGAAUCAAAUGCUAAGCAGGUCAUGCAAGAUUUUGCCCACACAUGUCUCUACACUUUAUAAUUCGAUCAUCUUUUUCUGGAAAAAGCAAAAUAUGGACAGAAUAACGUUUUCACAUAGUCGAGUCUGAAAUAAAAUGGUUCAUUUUCAGCUAUAUAAUAAAUCAGCUGGAACAAGAAAAAAGGUCUAGUGGCAACAAGAAACUCAGUUUGAGGUGUGCAUAAACGCGCACAAUCAUACAAAUUCUCACAGAUUCUCUUUUAAAAACUAUACAGACACUUAAAUAUUCCCAACAUAUCAGCCGACAACCACAUCUUCUGAAUAAAUAAAUAAAACUAAAAUAAUAUUACAGUAAUACAACGUGGGCUUCAUGGUGUCAGCGUGAGGUAGUUCAGACUCGACUCUGAAAUGGACAUUAAAAUGUAUCAGGUUGAGAAACAUCCGCUCUUUUUGCAGGUGCAGUAACUCCCAGACAAAUAUGUAGGUCUCAAUGUCAUUGACACGGUUAAGAGCACUUCAACAAAAUAUAAAGUAAUAGCAAAAUACCCCUGUGCACAGGUAAAUAAAAGGGCCAGACCCCACGUGUCAAUAACACUCAGGUUCCCAUGUUCUAGUCCAAAACGUCAGGCCUUUUCAACAUUCUUAACCAUUCACAUUCAAAAGCCCAACACCACUGAUAUAUCUUCAUCUUUUAUCAAACAUUGAGUGAGCUCUGCAGUAUUUCAAAUCACAAGUCACAAUGCACACACAAACUGUAGGUCAAUCCCCAAUACAACAGUGACGUUCAUGUAUAGCACAUUGUGUGCCAUUAAACUGGAAAAGAAACCAAGAACUAUCUGGAAUACACUAUUUUCAAAUGUAGCUCACUCUACUGUUUUACAAAAAUCAGUAGCUUAAAUGACUAAUGGAAUAUGCUAGCAAUGAACCUGUGUUCAGACCAAAGAUUGUUUUCGAAGAGAAAAUUGUUCUAUUAGCUUUAACAAUUUAUGACCCAAACAUCACAGAAAAAACCUGCUCACCUUAUCUGUUCGGGGUACGAAGAGAAAAAUGCCAAAUGGAAUAUUGCUAUCACUAUGUAGUAUUUUUGCUCAGUGUUUGUUCUGUAUGCAGAUUUUGAAGGGGUAAAGUGAAAUAAUGAAGGAAAAAUGUGCUGAUCUCCUGGAUAACAAUUAGAACAAGAAACAGACACAUACAAGUCCACACAUUUCACAGUCCAC
Triplophysa rosa is the source of this 4888-nucleotide messenger RNA. RefSeq names its product Rho GTPase activating protein 22 (gene arhgap22a). Gene Ontology annotation, molecular function: GTPase activator activity. NCBI's taxonomy places the organism in Eukaryota, Metazoa, Chordata, Actinopteri, Cypriniformes, Nemacheilidae. Bases 431 to 2263 code for a protein of 610 amino acids. The transcript is spliced from 8 exons. The record is from RefSeq and is a predicted model, not a curated record. Gene Ontology annotation, biological process: signal transduction; activation of GTPase activity. Gene Ontology annotation, cellular component: focal adhesion.